This is a messenger RNA of Salvelinus namaycush (lake trout), 3469 nucleotides long. Its product is annotated as transcription initiation factor TFIID subunit 4-like. Gene Ontology annotation, biological process: transcription initiation at RNA polymerase II promoter; DNA-templated transcription. The record is from RefSeq and is a predicted model, not a curated record. NCBI's taxonomy places the organism in Eukaryota, Metazoa, Chordata, Actinopteri, Salmoniformes, Salmonidae. The transcript has 15 exons. Gene Ontology annotation, cellular component: transcription factor TFIID complex. Bases 1 to 3000 code for a protein of 999 amino acids. Gene Ontology annotation, molecular function: protein heterodimerization activity; RNA polymerase II general transcription initiation factor activity; DNA binding.
AUGGCGGGAGCCUCCGACCCACUGGAGGACAUGCUCUUCAAUGAGGUAGACGAAAAAGCUGUAAGCGACUUAGUGGGCUCUUUGGAAUCGCAACUUGUCAGCCAAAAGACUUCGCCCGCCACAUAUUCUAAUAUCAAGCGAGAAGGAUCUACGGGCGCUGUUAGCCAGUUCUCAGGGAAACUGCGUGAUCAAGCGGGGUCUCUGGAGCCGCCACAACAAGGACACCCAAAAGCGGCGUUAAACGCGGAACCCAUCGCGAAUCAGGCGAUGUCCAAUAAGAUUAUCAGUGCUUCUACCUCUUCCAUCACUACUGGGGGUGUUUUAAACGCUGGUACCAAUCUACAAACAUAUGGAGCCGCAUCUCAAACCAUUUCCACCGCACCACCAGGAUCGGUAACUUUGCCUGCUCAGUCGACUAGCUUCAACAGAGGGACUGUUUUGGGUCCUGCUGGCACAUCGGUGGUGACUGUUCCCAAUCCAAACAUCACAACAACAACAACAACAACAACUAUCAGGACUGUUUCACCUGGUUUACAGAGUUUGAACGGUAACACUGGAGCUGUGAAGUUGGUCAACUCGCCAGCAGCUUCCCAAGUCGGGUCAGGCAGCAGCACUGUUGUAAGUACUGUCAGUGCGGGCAAUUCCAAUAUCAUUGUGUCCAUGACUUCACAACCUCCUUCUCUGCCAAACUUUACUGGACCUCAACAAUCUGCAGUGGCUACUACUCCCACUAUUGCAUUACAAAGACAGCCCAGCCCCAUGGCCAUUGCCUCACAGAAUGGAGUAAUAGACCCCAAGGUUUCUGCAGUGGUCACACAGGGUGCAGGUUCCCUAGGGGCCACCACCUCUCAGGUCAUGAACCACAGCAACACUCUCAUGCACACUAAAAUGGUGGCACCCAACCAGCCAGUCUCUGCUGGCCAAUCAAUAAUUCUCGGAGGGUCUCCCCCUCCUGUUGUUGUUAACUCACCAAUAAGCCAGCCACAGAGUGUGGCGAGUCCCACUCUCACAGCUGGGGUGAAACCAACUGUUAAUGGAGUUGGUCAGCCCACAGUGACCAUCGUGAGGCCCCCCGGUGCUCCUGUGAUGGCUACCCCCGUACAGCAGCAGAGACCUGGGCUGUUAGCAAGUACCACGAGGACUGCUGCACCACAGCUGGCCGUCAGACCACCACAAAAGACCACCAUUCAGUUACCCCCUGGAUUUACCAUACCACCCGGUAUGGUGCUGGUGCGUACGGACACGGGCCAGCUAGUGAUGGUGACUCAGCAGGUUCUAGCCCAGGCCCAGGCUAAGACCCAACAAGGCCAGGCUGCUGUCUCCAACAUCUCCCCCCAGCCUGGAAUCCCCACCGCUGGGGCCAACAUCAGAGUUAGCACUCCCAGCCAGGCCCCUGGUACGCCCCAGGCUGUCCGUCUGGCGUCCCCUUUCCAGGCAAGAAUGGCCCAGUCCCCCUCUCCCUCUAGCCCUGCUAUACAGAAGGCCAUAACCGUGGCACCUGCGGGUGCGUCUGUGUCAGUGAAAAUGACCACCCCUCAGAAGGCCCAGUCUGUGAUCACAGGGGGCCAGGCCUUGGUCAAGCCUGGUGCUGUACGGCCCACUAUCACCCUGAACACUGCAGCAGCCAGUGCCUCUGGAGCCCCUAUUGCAACAGUCUCCCAGGAAAUGCAAGAGAAUGUGAAGAAGUGCAAGAACUUCCUGUCCACCCUGAUCAAGCUGGCGUCCCACAACUCCCCCUCCCCUGACACAUCUAAGAACGUCAAGACCCUGGUGCAGGAUCUACUGGAUGCUAAAAUCGAGCCUGAGGAAUUCACCACGAGUCUGCAGGCUGAGCUGAAAUCCUCUCCACAGCCGUACCUCAUCCCCUUCCUCAAGAAAAGCCUCCCUGCCCUGCGGCUGUCCCUUCUCAACAACCAGCAGUCUCUUCUGGCCUCCACCUCCGCUUCUGCCCUGGCCGUCCCCUCCACCUCCACCAUCAGGCCCCGGCUCCCCACCACCAUCAGCCCCGCCACGGGCAUCGUCAGGACACCUACCACUGCCCUGGGUGUGAGAAGACCAGGGGUCCAGGGGGUCCAGACCCGCAUGCCCAUGGUCAUCACUCAGACCAUACGACCGCAAGGCGUAGUUACAAGAGGACCCACUAUUAUCCCAGGCAGAAGUCCUGUGGGCAUUGGUGCCCAGGCCUCUGCCAAUCAGAAGAAGCUGAAUGAGCCUGGAGGUGGGACGUUCAGAGAUGACGAUGACAUCAAUGACGUGGCGUCCAUGGCGGGGGUAAACCUGAACGAGGAAAACGCCCGCAUCAUGGCCACCAACUCUGAGCUGGUGGGCACCAAGAUCCGCUCCUGUAAGGACGAGGCCUUCCUCCCGCCAGGUCUGCUGCACAGACGCAUCAUGGAGGCUGCCAAGAGGUUUGGGGUGACCGAGGUCCCAGCUGAGACAGUGAACUACAUCUCCCAUGCUACCCAGGCCAGGCUGAGAUCCAUGCUGGAGAAAGUGUCCACUAUCGCCCAGCACCGCACCGACGGGGGCAAGGAUGAGGAAUGGUAUGAGCCGUCGACAGACGUCAGGGCCCAGCUCCGCUUUUUUGAGCAGCUGGAAAGGAUGGAGAAACAGAGGAAGGACGAACAGGAGAGAGAGGUCCUACUCAAGGCUGCCAAGAGUCGCGCCAGACAGGAGGACCCAGAACAAGCUCGGUUGAAGGCGAAAGCUAAGGAGAUGCAGCAGGCAGAGCAGGCCCAGAUCCGACAGCGUGAAGCCAACCUCACUGCCCUGGCUGCCAUCGGGCCCCGUAAGAAACGCAAGAUGGACUCGCCAGGGGGCUCCACAUCGGGCACAGAGGUUGCUUCGGGUUCAGGGGAUGGCUCUUCCACAGCUGCCUCCUCCCGUCAACAGCUCCGUCAGCGGAUCACGCGAGUCAACCUCAGGGACUUUAUCUUCUGCCUGGAGCAGGAGAGGGCCACAUCCAGGUCCUUAUUGCUUUAUAAGGCUCUCCUGAAGUAGUGAAGUCCCCCAGGGUUCAGUACUUAGCACAUUACAAAUCCUUACGGUUCUUCACAGCUCUCCUAAAGUAUGACGUCCUACAGGGUUUAGUACUCAGCCGGCCCGUUACAAAUCCAUAAGGGUUCUCUAGUCGACCCAAUAGAAAUCUUUACUGUUCUACACAACUCUCCUGAAGUAGGGCGUCCACAAUGGUUCUGUACUCGACCUGAUGCAAAUCCUUACUACUCGAUAAGGCUCUCCUAACAUAGGGGUAACACAGGGCUCUGUACUGUGCCCAUAACACAUUUGCGAUAAGUAAAGUUUCCCCUUUGCCCCCAUCUCUACACAUGCCUUCAUUCCCAUACCACAUUAUCAUAUAGCCCCCCCAUCUCUACACACACCCUCAUUCCCAUACCACAUUAUCAUAUAGCCCCCCCAUCUCUACACACACCCUCAUUCCCAUACCACAUUAUCAUAUAGCCCCCCCAUC